Macrosiphum euphorbiae (potato aphid) is the source of this 795-nucleotide messenger RNA. The record is from the annotation of a GenBank genome assembly. Lineage: Eukaryota; Metazoa; Arthropoda; Insecta; Hemiptera; Aphididae.
AUGGCGGCCACGUACGAUUACGCAGCAGUAUCCGAUACGUCCGGUGGGCAUGGUGGUGUGGUGGCCUCGACCGCGGGCCAUCACCAUCAUCUUCACCACCACCAUCACCACCAUCAUCACCAGCAGCUGGCCACUAGGUACGCCGCUGCCGCUGCCGCAGCCGCCGCUGCUGCUGCGGCCGCUGCCACCGCCGCGGCCAACAUGCACACCGCAGGCGGUGCAGUUCCGUCGGUGUACGGUGGCCCACCGCCGGCGGUUGGAUCUGACAUCGACGGCGGCGGCUCUUACGCUUGCACUUAUGGCGGUGGCCGCGACGGAGGCGGUAAGUCUGUCACGGUCAUUACUGCCACUACUGCAGCGUCGACCAACGCGACAACCACUCCCCCCACAUCAUCACCAUCAUUGUCGUCGUCCAUUUCGUCUUCGUCGUCCUCGUCGUCCACGUCAUCGUUGGCCGACGGUGGUGGCGUCAAGCCCGAAACCGACAGAGACUGUAAGUCGACGGUAGUGGCUGCCGGCAGACGCCAUCACCAUCACCAACUCCAAAGGCCAGAAAUGGCGGUCGACCGUCACCAACACCAACACCAUCUUCAACACCACCACCACCUCCACCAACUCCACCAGCAGCAGCAGCAGCAACAAUUACAACAGCAGCAUCAACGUCAAGGAGAAGAAAUGACCGUCGAUCAUCGCCAUCACCAACACAAUCACCCGGCGUUGGUGGUCGACACAGCCACCACCACCAUGGCCAGCGAUGGAGCAGGUUACUGGUCGGCUGGCGUCUUCGUCCGAUAA